UAUAAGGAGUUCCGGCGAUGAUGAUUCGAGCUCCGGUGAUGAUGAUUCGAGAUCCGAAGAUGACGACUCCAGCGAUGACGAUUCGAGCUCUGGUGGUGUUUUGAUUUGGUUUACUAUUUUUAUUACACACAACUAUGAAUUGCUUUAUUACAAUAUGAGAUUUCUUGUCUAAAUUGAUUGGUUUUGUUUUCAGUACUGUGAAAUGGUGUUUUUCUUAAAUUAAAUUUGGUUACAAUGAUGUUGUUUAGGAGAAAAGUUAGUUGUAUAUCAUGUCACUUGUAUAAUUUGACAAAGUGAUUCAUAAUUUUUUUUUGAAAUCCAAAGAAUUACAACGAGAGAUGAUUUGAUGAAGACAUACAACACUUGAGCCAAGUUAUUACAAAGACAACAACUCAAUCAGAUUCAAAUUUAAUAAAAUUUUAUGCUGAUAACAAAAAAAAGCAUUUAACUCAAUAACGCAAGCACAAACAUAGCUUUAUGACUUUAGUGAAGCUUAAUGAGCUCUUUUCAACUCUCUUACACAACUCUUCCACUUGAAUAUUCAUGAAGGAAGCUGUAGUAGGCGGUUUGAUAAAGAGACAUCCUGCGGGACGGUCCGCGAAGUCCUAUAUGUUAUGUGGUACGGGUUUGGGCCGACAUUCUGAGGACCGCAGCCCGGGCAGGACAGGCCCGCUGUGACCCGCUCGAUGGCUAACCCGCCGCGGUACGGGACGGGACGGGAUGGGAUGGAUAAACCUGUUUGACAUCUCUACCAAUAAUUGGUGUAAAUUAAUUGAGUAAUUAGUAUUUGUUGUAAUGUUUUUUUUAAUGAGAAAACUCACUAACUAUAUAUACACAAUAUUAUCAAUUUUCUUUUAUGUUUAUACAUUAAAAGCCCAUGGAAUCCAAUAAUUUUUAUUUUAAUAUUAUACUCUCUCCGUUCCCGAAAGUAAGAUUUUCUAGAGUAUUCACGCUUAAUAAAUGUUUAUAAUUUAAUUUAUUUUUUAUUUUAUUAUACAUUUUCCAAUAACUUCCCACCAAUAAAAUUUAAUUAAUUCAAAUAUUCUCAAUUAAUGUUUCUCAAUUAAUGUUUCUCAAUUAAUGUUUCUCAAAAGUAUUAAAAAAUACCUUAACAAUAUAGAAAAUUUAUCUUCGUGGAACAAGAAAAAAAUCUAAAAUAUCUUAUUUUCGGGAACGGAUGGAGUAUUAUUAUGUUUGAAUGGGAGAGAUAUACGCUAUAGAUUGAAUGAGCAACACAGAACACAAUGCCACAUUGCUGCAACAACCGUUCCAUUUAAUUCAAGCCCUUAAAACAAUCGUCAGACGCCACAUGAAAUUUUGUAAGCUUUACGUUACAGAUCAUAGCGUGACGUGUUAAUCUGUGAAUAAAUUAUCUCAAGGCUUUUGAGUUUAGACGUAAUUCAUAACUUAUAACUAUUUAAAAAAAAACUAAUAACUAUAUACAGUAAAACAAUACCUUAUAUAUGAAUCACACUAUAACGUGGACGAUGGAAAUAGACGUCGGCGUGAUUAAGGAGAAGAAGAAAGAGACGAUGUCGACGGGGGAGGAAGACGGAGAACCGUUAAGCCCGAUGGCGCGUGUAUUCCAGUCGCCAGGCAACGACUGCUGCGUUAUCACCAUGAUCGGUUGCAAAACCAAGAUCAAUGCCGACGUCAUUCGAAGUGGCUUGAAAGAGAAUGUUUCCAAGCAUCCUCGUUUCUCAAGCAAACUGUCACAAGAUGGUUUAAGUUGGAUUAAGACUCAAGUCAACAUAGAAGACCAUAUAUUUGUAGCAGAUAAAGACCAGAAUGAGAUUGCAGAAGAUGGAGAACUCUUUGUCGAGGACUACGUUUCACAUCUCACAAUGAUUCCUCUCGAUAAAUCAAGACCUUUAUGGGACAUUCACAUCCUAAACAUCAAAACAUCUGACGCAGACGCGGUAUGUGUAAUAAGAUCUCACCAUUCGUUAGGAGAUGGAACAUCCCUCAUGUCUCUCUUAGCUGCAUGCACUCAGACAACAUCACACCGAGACAAAGCUACUAUUCCUGCUCUUAAACGGCAUAAAAGGGUGUAUAAAGACAAAGUCUCAUGGUUCGUAAGGUUGAUACUAGCCAUCUUUUCAUCGGUGAGAUUGAUUUGGAACACUUUUGUGGAUCUUGUGCUGUUCUUGGCGAUUGCUUUGUUCUUGAAGGAUACAAAAACGCCUCUAAAAGGCGAUGUGGGCGUGAAGAGUAUUCCGAAGAAAUUUUGUCACCGGACUGUCUCACUGGAUGACUUAAGAGUUAUAAAGGAAGCUAUGAGCAUGGAGAUUUUUGGACAAGCUUGGAACCUUGAAGAAGCUCCCUCAUUAAAAACCUUAGCAAGAAAACUGUUUGGGACAAAACUUGUUAAGGAAAAAAGAGUAGAGUUCAACAAAGCAUAGGGCUUGGCCAGUGAGUCUAAGGAACUUCAGAUAACUCAUGGUGGAGUCCUUAGACUCUGGAUCAUGGCCUAACUUGUGCUACAAGUGUGAACUCCACAACUUGCACACACCAACAUCUCAGACUCUUCUUUAGGUCGGUUGUGUCUCCCCCUCUCUUAUGACUACUCACCAUCUUCAAAGAGGUUUAUGGACCACCAAGUGCUUUGAAAUCUCCAUUGUAGCCUCUCUUGAAGCUUCAUCAAUCAGGUACAAGCACACGUGCUAUGGGCUGAUUCAUAGCUUCCCAACUGAAGACAACUGUUCUAACUCCAUGUAGAAGAUGAUCCAUAGCUUCCUAACUAGAAGGUAAUUGUUCUAACUCCAUGCCUUGGGCUGAUUCAUAGCUUCCCCACUGAAGGUAACUAUUCUAACUCCAUGUAGAAGCUGAUCCAUAGCUUCCCAACUAGAAGGUAAUUGUUCUAACACCAAGUUGUUGUUGUCCUUGUUGAAUUCUUCUUGCAUUGGCUUUAGAGGUAACUGAGACACUGGAUGACUUGGACCUUCAGGAUAGCUCACCAUUACCUCUCCUCAAUCUUGAUCUGGAGAAAAUGAGUGAAGGACCAAGCUUGGAAGUGAGCAACACUGAAUUUUGAAACCAGGAGCGCAUCACCCCUACAGUUGUGCUUAAGUCAACUGAUUCCUCCCUUGAUCUCUUCUCCACUGCCCCUUGUGUGUCUUUUGAACCAGGAGCUCAACAACCAAACAGUCUGCGCUUAAUUCAACCGGUUCUUGCAAUACAUGAGGAGCUCCAGCUUGGUGUAUGUGGCUGAUCUUACAUUGGUCUGCCUCUCCAUCAAUACUCCUUCCUAAAGUAUCUUCAAAGCCCAAGCAUGUUUUAUUUCAGCCCCCACUUGCUACCACCUGGUCUCCUUACCAACAAUCUAUCCAUGGUCAGGAAUAUACAUCAUGUGUAGGCUCUGGAUCAAACAUGAAUAUACAUCAUGGGUAGGCUCUGAACAGCAUGGGCAAAGCCUUCUUCUUUGUCUUGAUUUUAUGAUGGACAGAGAACAACACUUGUGUACCUGAAACAUCACUCAAACUCCAGCAAGAAUCAGACCACACACACUAGGAUCAGACAUUGAUACCUCACCAAUUCUGAUCACAAUGUUUUAAGAAAAUGUAAUGGACAAAAUCUAAACAACUCAUUCAGUUCAAAUCCAUGCACACAAACUCACUAAACGUUCAAGAAUGAUAACUCAUCAGUUUCAAGACAUUUAGGCUAAUUUUACGAAUUUUAAUGACAAAAUCAAAAACUAGACAACUCAUCUAAUCACCUUAAACAACAUAUAAAUGCAAUACAAGAUCAGGAAACUCUCCUAGAUCUUUAGCAAUGCAACAAGACAUAAAUUGACUAAGUAACUCACUUAGGCCAGAGACAACACAAACAAAUUAAAACAAUUAAACAAGCUCAUAUUAAAAUCAGGAGGAUAGCUUACAACUCAAGGAACCUGAGCUGGUUCCUUGUACCUCCAUGACCAUGGUUCAUCUGAACUUGGCAGGUUUGAGGUGUGGGUGAAGGACCCAACACUUCUCCUUGGUAUGUCCAUCUCGUUUGCAGUGCUCACACCUGAGUCUUUUCCCCUCCUCCUUCUUGUACUGAGCCUUAUGAGACUGAAGAGAGGUGACUGCUUGAUUUGCAAGAGAAAGAGACUCUUUUCCUUCAAAUAAGCCUAGAGAGCCAAGUUCCUUUUGGACUUGGGAACACACUUCAUCCAGAGUCAGAAGCUUCUCUGACCUCAAAAUGUGCUUAAUGAGGUCAGUGUACAUCGGACUGAGGGUGAGAAGGAGCCCAAACACCUUGUCUUGCUCUCUUCUUUCAUGGAGAAUGAUUGGGUAUGUUGUAAAUGGUCUCAAUGAACAAGCUCACCCCACAGAGAGUUGAGCUUGCCAAAGUGAUCAUUAAACUCCAUCUCCUCCUGAGACAGAUUGUUUAUGGCCUUCUUAAGCUCAUACACUCUGCUUAACUUGGAUGAGUUUCCAUAAACCUUGUGGAGAGUCUCCCAAAGGUCUUUAGCACUCUCACAAUGUGAGUAAGCCUCCAUAAUAGGAACUGCAAGUGAGCUUUGGAGAAUAGACAAGACCAGUAGGUCUUCUUGCUGCCAUUUGUCUCCACUGUCAAGUUUAGAACCAGCUUGCUUUGGAGCUGCUUGUGAACAAUGUUCCCACAACCCUUGUCCUCCAAGUGCCGUCUUCAUCAGUCUGGACCAGAGGAGGUAGUUUGACCCCUUUAGCACCAUAGAAAUCGCAAAGCUUCUUGUUUUCUCCAUCUUGAAGAGUUUGGACCAGUGAGCAAUAGAGAGCACCCACUGGUUUGCAAGAAGCUGAGCUUGAAACUGGACUUUGAUGAAGCUUGCUUAACUGAGCUGAAGCUUUCUAGAGUUCCAGAAACUAAAGUCCUCAUUUAUCUUGAGUUCUGGUGAGUCUUUUUUUUCCUGGAAAAGCUUUGGACAAGAGGAUACAAGGAUGAACAGAAAGAUAUUUGAAAGAGAGAUAUGAACUCAAACAGAUUUGCAGAAGUUUUAUAGGUUUUCAGGAGCUUGAAGCUCUGAUACCAUGUUAGAAAUCCCUUAAAUAUUAAAAGAGAAGCAUUGUAAUAAAUGCGUUCACACUAAACUGGACACAUGUCAAGUGUAGAAACAUUGUAAUAAAUGCGUUCACACUAAAAUGGACACAUGUCACAUGUAGAGAGCUUCUCAGCCAAACUCUACAUAAAUAUGUUCACACUAUGUACUUUACGUUUUUAUAAUAUAAAACUCACAUGCAUGGUUAUUCUUUACGUUAUUUUUACUGUUUACGA
This is a messenger RNA of Brassica napus (rape), 5238 nucleotides long. RefSeq names its product wax ester synthase/diacylglycerol acyltransferase 10-like. Gene Ontology annotation, biological process: triglyceride biosynthetic process. The record is from RefSeq and is a predicted model, not a curated record. The coding region runs from base 1464 to 2402 and encodes 312 amino acids. Lineage: Eukaryota; Viridiplantae; Streptophyta; Magnoliopsida; Brassicales; Brassicaceae. Gene Ontology annotation, molecular function: diacylglycerol O-acyltransferase activity; long-chain-alcohol O-fatty-acyltransferase activity. Gene Ontology annotation, cellular component: plasma membrane. The transcript has 3 exons.